Vitis riparia (riverbank grape) is the source of this 477-nucleotide messenger RNA. RefSeq lists its product as uncharacterized. Lineage: Eukaryota; Viridiplantae; Streptophyta; Magnoliopsida; Vitales; Vitaceae. The record is from RefSeq and is a predicted model, not a curated record. The transcript has a single exon. The coding region runs from base 1 to 477 and encodes 158 amino acids.
AUGGAUUCAGCCACAACCCAAAGAUCAUUGAUUUCUCUAGUAGCAACUCUCUGCCUAAUCCUCAUACAUUCAACUCCAGCCAACUCAUACAACAACUCCCCAAAUGCGUACGAGGUUCUUCGGGAGUACAACUUCCCAAUGGGCCUUCUUCCCAAAGGGAUGAAAGGCUAUGAUCUUAACUCCAGCACAGGUGAAUUCUCAGCCUACUUCAAUGAAACCUGCAGCUUCUCUGUCCAAGGCUCAUACGAAUUGAAGUUCUCGUCCACCGUCACUGGUUACAUAUCAAAGGACACCCUAUCUGGCUUGGAUGGCAUCAGUGUAAAGUUUUUCUUGCUUACAUUAAACAUAGUAGGGAUCAUCCGGAACGGCGACAACCUUGUGAUCUCUGCGGGGUUUGAAUCAGCCCCAUUUCCUAUUGACAACUUUGAGGAGUCUCCUCAAUGUGGGUGUGGCUUCCAGUGCAGUUUGAGCGAGUAA